Messenger RNA from Lodderomyces theae, 3498 nucleotides. RefSeq names its product histone methyltransferase (gene SET1). The record is from RefSeq and is a predicted model, not a curated record. Gene Ontology annotation, molecular function: protein binding; histone H3K4 methyltransferase activity. The transcript is spliced from 2 exons. The coding region runs from base 1 to 3498 and encodes 1165 amino acids. Gene Ontology annotation, biological process: electron transport chain. Lineage: Eukaryota; Fungi; Ascomycota; Pichiomycetes; Serinales; Debaryomycetaceae. Gene Ontology annotation, cellular component: Set1C/COMPASS complex.
AUGUUAUCCAGAACUAUCAUCAAACCCACAGUGUUUGCACGCAGCUUUGCAUCCACGGCAAUCGUAAGAAAUUCGGAGUUGGCCAAGCCUACAGACUCCGCUGGAAAAGAAAUUGUGUCUGGUGCUCCAAGAGAUCUUGUCACGAGUAGAGUGGUGAGGAUAUACCAAGAAGCCAAACCUGCCACUCAGUCGGGCCACCAUAAUGGGGACCAUUGGAAAUUGGACUGGGACGUUUUGGGUAAAGGUAACAGGUGGGAAAACGAUUUGAUUGGUUACCAAUCAUCUUCCGACUACAUGCAGGGAACUAUAAUGAAGUUUGACACUAAAGAAGCAGCAAUCAGAUUCGCUGAAAACCAGGGUUGGGAUCAUUAUGUGCAAGAGCCUAAGAAGUUGCACUUUAGAAAGAAAGAAUUCGAGCAACGGAGGGAAAGAUAUGAGUCCUAUAGACCAGACCGGUCAAAUGUGUCUCAUUCCAACGGGAUUCGAAAUACUGAGUUACAGGGUGCAGUUGAUAGUCAACGGCAAUCACAUAGUAGUCACCACCGCGACAGAAACGACCAUUCAAGACUACCUCAAAGUCGACUGUCGCGAUGGGACUCUGCUGAAAAUUCAGGCAGAAACACACCCGUGUCUGCCAGUAGCAACAGUGUGCAAAUAGUGAACAAUACAGGCACCGAUAUGAGCACGGGUGUUAACCAAAAAGAUUUGGUGUACACCAAGCUCGCCCACCAUCGAGAAUUCACAAAUCCACUAGAGUCCUCAAAGAAGAUGGAAGGUGGAAAACACUACAAAGUGGUGUACGAUCCAGAACUCGAUCCUAGCCUUGCAAAGAUAGACCUCAAAACAAAGUCCAAAAAAGUACGAUUCAAUGGGGAAGGCGUUGACUUGCCACGAGACCCUCGACUAGCGAACUUGAACAAUUAUUUACUGAAGCCAAAUAAGAAAUCCUCAAAAUUCCCGUUCAAGCAACUACCUCGGGCCAAGUUUGUUUGGGAUAACGACUCACUUGGUGACGCACCACGCACCACUUUGGUGCUCUGGGAUCUUCCAAUAAGCGCUAACGAAACCUAUUUGAGAAACUUUCUUGCCAGUUUUGAAUCUAAAAUUGAAAAUUUGAAAACAAUCGACGACCCGAAGUUUGGAGUUCCUUUAGGAGUUGCAACUUUCAACUACCCAGGCAGUAUCGAGAAGGCAAGCUCAUUGGCAGAGAGUUUUAUAGAGACCGUGAAGCGGGAUUCCGUAAAGAUAAACGGUUCUUCUUUGAAAGUAGCUUUGAACGACAGCAAGGAUGACCUAUUGAAUCUGAAAGUAAAUUUAGCAAGAGGUAAACUUAUACAACAACAAAAACGGCAGGAAGAGGAGGAGAAAAAGCAGAUUGCUUUGAAAGUUGAAGAACAGAAGAAAAUAGACGAACAAAGGCUUGCUGAAGAGCAAAAGAGACGGGAUGAAGAGAGGGCCAAAGAAGAAGCUGAAAAAUUGCUGAAUAAGCAGCUCGGUACAACUCUAUCGUCUGAUGCUUUUGCCACCAAAUACAAACCUGACUCCACUGUGCUAUCCACGAGACACGGAAACAAGGUUGUCCCAGGAACUUUUUUGCCACAUGAUUUGUCAAAAUAUGUGAAAAACAGGCCGUAUUUGCUUAUCCGUGACAAGUACCUUUCGACAAAAAACGCUUCGUCACAGGAUUUAAAGCGCAUAUUGAAGAAAUACGAUUGGACUCGAAUAUUGUCAGAUGCAACUGGAUUCUAUGUUGUUUUCAAUUCAUUGAGGGAGUGUGACAGAUGUUUCCACAACGAGGAUUGUCGUCGAUUUUACGAGUACAAAUUGGUUAUGGAAAUGGCUAUUCCAGAGAAUUACCAAGAAACAGACAAGGAAGGUGAUUUGAGUAACGGAGUUUUGAGUGAAGCUACAAACAUUUUGAUCAAGGAGUUUGAGACAUUUUUGGUCAAGGAUAUUAGAGAAAGAAUCAUUGCUCCACAUGUACUAAGUCUCUUGAAUCACGAUCGAUAUCCUGAGUUGGUCGAAGAACUCAAGGCAAAAGAGAAAGAACAAGCAUCCAAACCGAAGCCGACUGUCUCCAACUUUGAUUUGAAACAGAAUGCCAUGACCAUAUUGGAGAAGCAGAAAAAGGAUUUGCAAGAAAAAAUACCCUAUUUUCGAAAAGCAGAAGAAAGACUCAAGACCAGCAGGAGGGGCAGUAAGCGCCCUAUUAUACCGAUGCUGCAUGCAUUGAAUCUUGAUGAGGAUGAAGAGAAUGAAGUAGACGACAUUUUUGAGUCCGUUAGUGGAUCAGUCACUCCAUCUGCCGAGCCACUCAAAAGGGUUCGAAGCUCAACAGCCACCAGCGUAGUGGAGGAUUCUGACCUCGAUGAGCCUGCUAGUAAGAGACACAAGUCGAAAUUACAAGAAUCGCACGAUGUGGUUUCCUCUGGAGAUGAACUGAUGGAAGAGUCUGAUGUGGAGGAGGUUGAUGAUGAUGAUGAUGGUGCAGAUGAAGACAUAGAGAUUGAACCUCCUGCGGCCAUCCUAGACUCCAAAUACGGUCCUACAGAAGGCAAGCCAAUGACGGUAUAUCCUGUACCUUCGUCAUCCACAAUUGUGAACUUGAAAUCGCUUCAGGAGAACAUAGUAGACUCCGAAGAUUUGGAAUUGGCCAACUCGGUUUUAGCAGACAUCAAGGAAUCGAAUAUUGCCCACAUGGACUACUGGGCGUGGAAACAAAUUGCAAGUGAAUCGGCAUCUCUCGAGGUCGAUGAACAUGAAGAUGCGGUGGACGAGCUACCAUCAAGACUUGACUCAACCACUGGUUCAUUCAAAAGUGAUGGCUUUAAAAAGAUUUCAGAAAUUGACAAGGUAGAAUAUUUGCCUCACCGUAAGAAAGCAAACAAGCCAAUCAAAACUGUACAAUACGAAGAGGACGACGAUGAAAAACCGGCAGAUAACAGUAAUGUGUUGCAGAGCUCUAGAGUCAAUAGGGCCAACAACCGAAGAUUUGCUGCUGAUAUUACAGCUCAAAUCGGUUCAGAGUCGGAUGUCAUGUCUUUGAACGCACUCACCAAGCGUAAAAAGCCUGUAACUUUUGCUAGAUCAACCAUUCACAAUUGGGGUCUUUAUGCUAUGGAACCUAUUGCAGCAAAGGAAAUGAUCAUUGAGUAUGUUGGGGAGAGAAUUAGACAGCAGGUUGCAGAGCAUCGAGAAAAGAGUUACUUACGAACUGGUAUCGGCUCCUCUUACUUGUUCAGGAUUGACGAAAACACGGUGAUUGAUGCUACAAAGAAAGGAGGUAUUGCCCGAUUCAUUAACCACUGUUGCAACCCCAGUUGUACUGCCAAGAUUAUCAAAGUUGAAGGUAAGAAACGUAUCGUGAUUUAUGCACUCAGAGACAUUGAAGCAAAUGAAGAGCUUACCUACGACUACAAAUUUGAAAGGGAAACAAACGAUGAAGAGAGAAUCCGUUGUUUAUGUGGUGCCCCCGGUUGCAAAGGUUACCUCAAUUGA